CAAAUGGGUAAUAAAAAAAUAUUAUUUUAAUGUAUACACUACAUUGUAUGGCCGUAUGGGUAACCACCUACGUUUAACAUUAUUCGUGUGUCGUUCAACAGUCAGUAGUCAUCGCAAUAGUAUUAUAAUAAUAUUGUAAUCGUUUUAGAUUAAAAUAUUUCAUUGUUUUGAAUUGCUUAUUUACGUGUUAUCGAAGCUCUACACUCCGACACUAACCGAGCUGCGCUCAUCACGGCUUUAGUAUUUGAUAUCGUAAAUUUUUUUUCAUUCAAUUGAUCAGGUGUUAUUGUUUUAUUAUUUUAUUUACCGUUAUCCAUAUUAUUAUAUCGAUUUUAAUAAUAUGACGGUUUUAUCGAAAAAAAAGGCUCAGGCUCUAUCGGAAGAAUGUGAACCUUCGUCGAGUGCACACGGCCAUGCCUUACCUCUUUCAACGACCCAAACACAUUCUCAGAUAAAUACAUUAGAUGAACGAAUUAAGUCUCCACAAAUAUGGUCUGUAGAAAAUAUUGAAAAUGUCUUAAGUUCAAAACAAGCAAAACGCAGGAUUCACCGUAGUCCUCACAGAAAUACAAGAAAUAGUAAAGGACGUGAUAGAGACAAUAGAUCAUCUCAAAGUCCUGGUACUUGCCAGUGUGGGGCCACUGACUUAAAUGGUCACUGUAGUUCAGAUAAAUGUGGAUAUAAUAGUGAGGAUGAAUACGGCGAAAUUCCAAAGCAAUUCAAUGACAUGGAAUGGGCUGAGCAAGAUCGUAUCUUUGAAAAAAAGUUGAAAAAAUGUGAUCUGAUUUUAAAACAAAUGAAAGAUGAUGGUGCAUGUCUGUUUAGAGCUGUCUCAGAUCAGUUAUAUGGCGACCAAGAUAUGCACGAUAUAGUUCGUAAACAAUGCAUGGAUUAUGUCUCAAGCAAUAAAGAUUAUUAUAUGCAGUAUGUUACUGAAGAUUUCAAUACAUAUAUUGCUCGUAAAAGACUAGACCGAACUCAUGGAAACCAUGUGGAAAUACAUGCUAUGUCUGAGUUAUAUAACCGUCCAAUUGAAGUUUAUUGUUAUGAAAUUGAACCAAUAAAUAUUUUCAAUAGAGCUAAUACAUCAGAGUCCUCUAAUCCGCCAAUAAGAUUAUCUUAUCAAAGAGGAAGUCAUUAUAAUAGUAUUGUAGAUCCACAUAAGGCAACAAUUGGUAUAGGAUUGGGAUUACCAAGUUUUUCACCUGGUUCAGCCGAUAAAAAAUUGUUAACUGAUGCUGUUCGUCAAAGCGAAGAUUACAUGUUAGAACAGACAAUGUUAGAAGAUAAACUCAGAGCUACAGAUUGGGAAGCCACAAAUGAUACAAUUGAAGAACAAAUAGCACGUGAAAGCUAUUUACAAUUUUUAAAAGAUAAUGAAAAACGAAAUAAAAACGAUAAAGAGUCUUCAGCUACGUCAACUGCCACUUCUGCAUCUAUUGUCAAAUCAUAUCAGUCUCGAACUUCGCCUCCAAGAUAUUCAGUUGGACCUAAAACCCCACCUCAUUUAUCUCCUCACAGAGAUCGUUCAGAAAUAGAAAAUCCAACAUUUGUAACAUUACCACCACAUCUUUUUGGCAUGUCAAAAUGGGAAGAUAUUGGUAUCCUAACAAAAGUGCUGGCCACUUCACAACAAGAAUACCUUGACAGUUUAAAAAGACAGCGCGAUGAACACAAAGAAGAAGGAGAUAAGAAAUAUUUAUAUGAUACAGAAAAACCAUCAACUUCUCAAUGAAAUUAGAAAACAGUGAUAAUGUUGAUAAGAUAUACAUUAUGCAUUAUUAUUAAGAUCAACAAUUUUUUCUCGCUGCUUUUUUAAAAUUAUUUUUAUUUUAAUCUACCACGAGCCUUAAUAUCUUGCCUGGGUGGCCUCUGAAAGGUAUUUCACCGCUCACAUAUUUUUUAUUCAAUCAAUUUUUUUAAUUAAUACAUUAUAAUCUUUUUUUUUAAAUUUUAAUUGUUUAGGUAGGUACUUGUUUGUUUAUGCUCCACCACCAAGCCGCAUAAAAUGUAUCAUCCUGCUAUCUGGCAACCUUAGGUCAGCUAAAUCUAAAAUUUGAAUAUUUCUCUGUAUCUCAAUAUUUUAUGUGUUGGUUAGUCUAGUAUGUGAUUUAUUUAUGGAAAAUACUUCUUAGAUAAUAUUUGAAAUUGUAUUUUAUUAUAUUAUAAUUAAAGUCUGGAUUUAUAUGUUUUUACAUAUUUGAUAAUUUUUUAUGGGUUAGGGAAUAUUUAGAUUAUUUUGCAGAAAAAAAUACCAAUUUAUUUCAUUUUUAAAACUAUUGUUAUUAAUUUUAAUAUUACGGUACUUGAAAAAAUAUUUUAUCAACCAUAAUUAUUUUUUUAUAUAAUUUUGAUAAAAAAAACAGUAAUUUGCUAGUAUUAUUAUGUCAUUGUCAUAGAUCUAAGUAUAAUAAUAUGGUUGCUGUGUCGUUUUAGUUUACCCAAUGCUGGGCGAGUUAACAAUUUUUUUUAACUCGUUAAGUUAAGUUAUUUUAAAAUAACAAUGCCAAGUUAAGUUAAAGUUGCUUGUUUUUUUUUUUCAUCACCUUGUUAAGUUAAAAGUUAACUUUGAAAAAAAAAUAACUUAACUUGGUGUUACAAAUAAAAACCAUAAUUCAACGGACGUUCACAUGGUGGCAGGGUGAUAAAUUGUAUACUGUGUGGUGGUGGGUGAUACCAAACAAGUACCAUCGUUUAUUAUGCAAUUAACGUUUAAAAUACUUGAAUUAGUAUGUUCAAUUAAUUUUUUUUUGUCAUUUUGAUUCAGCUAGUUUUUCAGAGUUAUAUAAAAUUGGAAAAGUUUAAAUGAUUUUGUUUUAAAGAGCUUUCGUGACUUGUGAGUACUAACAAACAUGCAUCAUUUUCAUGUAUUACAGUGAAACUUUCAUAUAACGAACUUCCAUUUAACGAAAUAUUCUGUUUAACAAAAUAUUUUUAAGAACUAUGACCUUCAUUGUUAAUUACACGUAAAUUUAUCUCCAAAUAACGAAUCUGAUGUUUCUAUAUAACGAAAUAAUUAUUCGAUAAAAACCAGUUUUUGUAAAUGUUGUCACUAGGGCUCGGAUGUUGUUGCACUAAAAAUGUUAUAAAAUUGAUUGCAUUAUUGCUGCGAAAAACACCCAAAAUUGCACUUAAAAAUUGCAAUAAAAAAAUAUUUUGUACCAAAAAAAUUAAAAAAAAUAUAUUAACAAAUUAUUUUAUGAAAUGAAUUAAGUCAUUUUAUUAAUUAAUAUUAUAAAGUUUUAUUAGGUAGGUUUUAAACGAGUAGAUAAUAAAAAAGAUUCAAAUUCAAAUUCUCGUCAGUUGUCAUUAAAAAACUGGUAAAUUGUCCGGUCUUCUUAUUUUUUCAGAAACCUACAAAUAAUUUUAUCAAAAUUUAAAAGUUUUAUAUUAAACUAUUUUUUAUUUUUUUUUUUUAAAAACUUUACCUUACCUUAAAAAUUAUUGCACUGUACUAUAAACGACUUCUUCAGGUUCUCAAACUGUGAUGACCGCGCUAUCUGCUAUAUUAAAUGGUUUUUCCAGUUACCGCUGUCGACGACGGUCAAAUAAGCCGUCACGAGUCACAACCAACAAAGCCCGACAUAACCAUAGAUUAAACCUGUAUAAUCUAACAAAAAAAAGUGAAAACACAAAAAAAUACAUAAAAUUGUAUUGAAAAUGACGACAAUCAACAAAAUUGAAAAAAGGUCAAAAAUUGCAAAAAGUUGCACUUAAAAUUUUUAUAUAUUAAUUGGUACUCGUUUGAAACAAAUUUAUAACCUACUUAGCAACGAAUCCGAACAAUAGAAAAAAAGUUGCAAAUGCAACAACAUCCGAGCCCUAGUUGUCACUAUCAAAUUGAUAGUUUAUGUCAUAGUUCUAAAAUUUUACAUGAACAAUGUAUCCGAUAAAGAUAAGACACUGAAGGUAGGCAAACUGAUUAAUUUUACUUAAGAAACUUUUUACGAAAGAAGGACAAUAAUAAGCAAACAAAACUUACUGAUUAUUUCUUUCAAAUUAUAUUUAAGGUUAAAAAUUAAAUUAAACUGUAAUAUGAUGUUUGAUGUUGUUUUUACAUACAUACAAUAUACAUAAUAAAAAAAUAAUAAAAAAAAAGUUGAAAAAAAUACGUAAUUCUAUUUAACAAAUUCCUCUAUAUAACAAAUUUUUUUUGCUGCUUAUUCGACUUCGUUAUAUGGAAGUUUCACUGUAUAUUGAUUAAUGAAAGCCAAUGAAAGUUACUCUCAGUAGAUUAAAGUAUGUAGUCUUACUUAAUUUAAUUGAUUUUUAUCCACCUAAGUUAUAUAUUUUUUAAUAUUCUGUAUUUUUAAAACAUUUGCUGUACUUGUUGACUAACUGCAACUAAGAUAUAUUAAUUGGGGGCUACUCCCCCACUAGAUUUUAGUUAAGCAAGAAAUGUAUCGAUAUUACAUUAAAAAUUCUAAAUCAAUUUUUAAAUUUAAAAUUAAGUAGUUAAUACCUUAUGAUUAAAAACAAGAUUUUUGUGCACAAAACGUCUGAAAAAGGUGCAAUUAAAAUGUCGAAAUGUUUAAAAUAUGUAUUAUGAUUUAUGAAUUAGAGAACAAUCUUUUAGGUUAGGUAUAUCAAACUAUAUUUCUAUUGCUAUUUAUUUUAUAAUAGCUAAAUAGACUAAUAGUGUUCAAACUAAAAAAAAAACAUCUUCAUUUUAAAUCGGUAGCUAGUAAUAACUAAUAAGUAACUUUCUUUUCUUAUAAUUUCAAUAGCUGUCAACUAAAAUAACUGAUUUAAUCUAUUAUCAGAGAUUCUCAAACUUUUUUUUUUCCGUUCCACUCAUGUGUAUUCUGGAUCAGUCAUCUACUUACCACUAAUGUAUAAAAAUAAUAAUUUAGUUACAUUUAAUAGCAUAUUUAGUACCUAUUUACUGAAAAAAUAAUUAAUAUCAGAUUCGUUACAAACAUUAGUAAAAAUAUUAGUUUAUUAAUUUUCCGUACUACCACCCCACGUCUACUGCAUGCGUACCCUAUGUAGUUUUCUUGGUACCACAGUUUGAGACGGCUGAUCUAAACCUUCCUCGAUUCGUCAAAAUCUUUCAAUUAUUAAAAAUUAUAUAAAGCUAUACAAUUAAUAAUAUCUCUAUAUAUCAAUAAUCCUCCAACCUCUGACGACCUAAAUAUAAAACCAUAUGUUGUGGAUUACUAAUAUGAAUAAUAACACAAACAUAUUUUAUAGUCUUUGAUUGUUAACUUAAUGAUGUACAUCAAAAUUGUCUACUCACUAAUAACCGACGGGCCGUCCUCACCAGUCAUUUUUUUUCAAGUGAGAAGUUUUCAAGUUUUCUACUUGCAGCUGUGACAUAAUAAUAUGUACAUAUUUUUAUGUAUCCUAAGCGCAUGCCCGUUUUUUUCUUAAAAAAAAAAAAAAUUAUACCUAACAGCUUAUUUAUUGAUAAUAUGGUUGUCACAGCUUUGUUAUCUGUAUUAAAUCAUAUUAUAUUAAGUUCCAAUGACAUUGAUAAAGUAACACAAACUAAAAAUAAUAUCUAUAAUACAUUUAAUAACAAAUAAUACGAAAACGCUUGCAUUUCGAUGAAAUAAAAUUUAAAAUGUUUAUUUUAAUGCAACCCCCCUGAAAUCUGCAAUUUUUUGGAAAAUAAAAUGUUUGAAUUAUUCUAAUUCACUUGAUUCGGAUUUAUAACUUGUUUCUAUAGAUAUCUGAACACAUCAAAAUGUUGUAAUUGUAUGAGAAUUCAGUCUUUAUUUAUUGAUAUUCUCUGUUUUUUUUUAUAAGCACUGCCUCAAUAGCUUUAUUUUAGUUUAGCCUUUGUGUAUUCUGUUAUAUUCAGGGCUCGUAAGUACAUGUACUAAAAAAACACUUGAAUAUAAUAUAUGCAACUAAAAAUGCUCAAAUAUACAGUAAAAAACUUUAAUUACGCAAUGAAAACAUAUACAGUAGAUUCUUAAUAUGUCGAACGUCGCUACCUCGAAUUUUUCGUUAUCUCGAACUACUUUGAAUUUCCCUUGAAACUACUAUUACACUUAAUAGUGUUUUGCUCUCGAUAACUCGAUAUAAAAUAAAUCGUUUUUCGUUAUCUCGAGUUCACAAAUAAUAUUUUUGUUACGGUUAACAUAGGAAUUGUGCAGUACAUUGCAUACAUUGUGCAGGCAGAGCAGUAUAGCGAUUGUGAUUUAGCGCGUUGGUAGUCACGUUUGUAGUCUUUCGUAGUUCGUUUGUUCGUUUGUAGUGGAAUGGAAAAGAAGCGUAAAUUAAAUGUUCUUUCAAUUUCGGACAAAGUUCGUUUAAUACAGUUAGUUGAAAAAGGUGACCGUAAAAAAUGUGAAAUCGCCAAAGAAUUCAAUAUUCCACCAAAUACAUUAUCGUCAAUUAUUAAACAGAAAGAGAAAAUAAUGAAGUUCAAUUGUGGAAAUAUGAAAAAAAUGAGGAUGACUCCUUAUUUAGACAUUGAUAAAUGUUUGCUAAAAUGGUUUACUCAGUGUCGAGAUAAAAACAUACCAUUAAAUGGUAUUUAGUUUUUUUAUUUUUUAAUAAAACUCGAUAUCUCGAAGUUUUCGAUAUCUCGAACUUUUUUCUGUUCCCCUUGAGAUUCGACAUAACGAGAAUCUACUGUAUAAGUUUACAACAACCAUUAUUUUGAACGUCUUAUUUGUUAAUCAUUUAUAUAUUGAUUAUAUUAUAAAAUGUAUAAAUGGUAUUUUUAAAUUUUUAAAGAAAUUUUGUUUUUGAUAGACAUAAAAACAAUUGGUGGGUACUUACAUUUUAACUUAAAACCAUUUGUGUUAACAAAUUUAAAAUGCUUCAAUAAUCCAAAAUAUGCCAAAUAUCUAAAACUUCAAAAUAUGCAAAUAUACAAAAUAAAUUUUAUAUGCUGAAUCCUAUUACCUUGAAAUUGAUUUUUGUGUUACUGUGGUAAGCUCUUUCAAAAAGGUUUUAUUGAAAUUAAAUAAAUUAUUCAGUGCUUAUGUAUUCAAUAGAUAAUUUUUCACUUAACUUUAUACACUCGCAAUGAAUGUUCCAUAGAGGGUUUAUAGAAAUCAUUUAUUUUAAUUCCAGUUUGUAAAUAACUUUUUUAUGUACUUUGUCUGUAUAAAAUUAAAAUAACAACAAUUUAAGCUAUGUAUGUAUUAUAACAUUAGUAUGCAGUGAAUGUAAAAUUGUAGUAGUGUGUUAAAUUUAUUGUGUUAAUACGUGAUUAUGAUUUAAUAAUCAUCAAGCUAAUAUAAUGUUAUAUGCCAGGUUGCGUAAACAAUUACUAAUCAUUCAAUGCACCAAUGAGCUAAUAGUCUCUUUAACAUGAAAACAUGAUUAAAUAGCUGAUGAUUGAUCCAUUAAUUUUAUUGAAUUAUUAAAUGAAUCAAUGUUUUGUGUUACUCGUCAUGAAUGUUUUUAAUAAGGAUGUAAGGCUUAUAUUCGACAUAUUUUCAAUUUUGUGAUAUAAAUUACACUUUAAUAUUUAAUUAUGAUAUUGGAAUUAUAAUACAGAUAACCGUUAUCUUGUUUAUCAGAAAUAUAUGAAACAUUGUAAUAUUUCUAUAAUAUUAAGGAUUUCGGAGCUGGUGGGUUUUUUAGUACAAAAACAUGUAUAACAGGAAAAACUCACACCCUGUAGAAUAGUCGGAUUUAGUUAAUUUAUUUUUAUUUAAAAAAAGAACAUUUUACAGGUUGAAUUAAAUCUUACUAGUAAAAAAACUUAUAAGUUAUAAUAUUAUAGAAGCUAAAAUAUGCAUUUGAAUAAUGCACAAUAUGUUUUGUUCUUUUUCAAACAUAUUAUUCUAGCACUAUUUAAUGUAAAAUAAACAUUUGAGCUUUGAUCCGACCUGAAAAAAGUUCUCAUCUUUCAGAUAAAAAAAAUUAUUAAAAUUUGAAAUAUCAAUGUGGCGUGAAAGUUUUUGCUGUAAAGUCAUUUUUUGGAAAAACUGCACCUACACCCUUAUCAAAAAAUAAUAAUAUUUUAUUACUGUGAUUGUAAUAAUUAUUUGAUUAUAAUAUAAGUUAGUGUAAUCGAUACAUUUUUCUAAAGACACGUGUAUUUUUUAUAAAUUAAAUGUAGUUCUUGUUUUAUCAUGCAAUUAUUGAGAUAUUUGUCAUGUGUUGAUAGUUUAUGUAUAGUUCCAAACAUCACAAUAUUAUUAAUCAUACAUACAAAUAUACAGUGGCAUAUUUUCAGGGGGAAGGUCUCGACCCCCCCCCCCCACC
Molecule: messenger RNA, 8175 nt
Organism: Metopolophium dirhodum (rose-grain aphid)
Lineage: Eukaryota; Metazoa; Arthropoda; Insecta; Hemiptera; Aphididae
Product: OTU domain-containing protein 5-B-like
Exons: 9
Coding region: 341-1735 (464 amino acids)
Biological process (GO): protein deubiquitination
Molecular function (GO): K63-linked deubiquitinase activity; cysteine-type deubiquitinase activity
Source: RefSeq, a predicted model, not a curated record